Messenger RNA from Dichomitus squalens LYAD-421 SS1, 546 nucleotides. RefSeq lists its product as uncharacterized. The record is from RefSeq and is a predicted model, not a curated record. Bases 1 to 546 code for a protein of 181 amino acids. NCBI's taxonomy places the organism in Eukaryota, Fungi, Basidiomycota, Agaricomycetes, Polyporales, Polyporaceae. The transcript is spliced from 3 exons.
AUGACCGAGGCUGAGCUCCAUCAGGAAAUCAAAGAUCACUUCCCAGGGGCCAACGACGGGAACAUACAGAAAUACAUCGACGGCAUGAAUCGGCGUGUGGAAGAGGUCAAGCGUCUGGGGGGAGUGCGCGUGAUCGGGGUGAAACCGAGGCGAGGCGAUUGGAACUUGUUUUCCGUCAGGAUUCCUGACUCGGAUUACACGAUUCGCAUGUGGAACGGCGGCAUGGAGGCUUACAACCAGUUCUGUCUCGACUUCUAUGACCAUCGUCGUGACGUUCCUGUUAACCUCCCUCCCGGCUUCUCGCUCGGGCCGUCCCCUGUGAACAUGCAGGGCGUGUUCGGAAUGGCUGGUCCACUUGUUUCUUGGGAACAGGCUAUGGGCAUCAGAUCUGCAGAUAUUCCCGCAGGCGAGGAGAAGUGGAGUGUUCCAGAGGGCACGUAUCUCGUCGUCAGACGGGCUGAUCGUCCUGGGCAGGACUUCACGUUCGCGGUGCCGCGCAGGCAAAUCCUACCGGCUACAAUCGCGCAACCUCCCGGGUAUGCAUAA